Messenger RNA from Saccoglossus kowalevskii, 1112 nucleotides. RefSeq lists its product as uncharacterized. Lineage: Eukaryota; Metazoa; Hemichordata; Enteropneusta; Harrimaniidae. The record is from RefSeq and is a predicted model, not a curated record.
GAAAUCCCUUUUUAACGGUAUUCAGCUGCUUUAUUGAGAACAGACACGUAGUCAAGUCGGCAGUGCUGGAGCAAAUGUGUAUCUAACAUCGAUGUUAUCAUGUACUGUUAACGUGCGAAUUUGAGCUGGUAGAAGGCAUUUUUAAAAGCGAUGACAAUUUGUGGAGGAAUUAUUUUGUGCUAAUCGCGAAUUACAGGGCUUUUAAAUUUCUAUAAUGGCAGUAGCGUCGACAAUAUGUGCUAUGUCGUGUUUAUCCACGGCGCUGUUUUUGACGGCGUGUAUAUUUUCAUAUCUUAGCGGGCAACAUACCCUUUACGUCGCUUGUACGUUUUUAACGCUGGCUUCAGGGGCGUAUACCGUCGGAAUAUUAAUACUGUGUGUGAAACAGCGGAGACUAUUAGUACCCGCGGACGAGGAGGAAAUGGAACGCUUGGCGGGAACCGGUGAUGAAAUCGAGUCGUCUGAGGUCGAAGGCGAGGAAGAAAUCAAUGAGAGCAAUCAUCGGAGACAAGAUGGACAUGUUGGAAAUGAUGAAGAUUUUGAAUGUUUUGACGAUGAUUUGGAUAUUACUGAAACAAACAGACGAAAGGACCUUGUAGAUAUCGAUUUGGACCACCCGGAGAGAACAUCAAAUAGACGGAAGGAAAUGACGAGACUUUAGUGCUAGAAAUGGAAUAUUGUAAUGUACAGCCUGUCUCAGCGCAUCCAUUCCACCAAUGAAGUGCGAGCGUUAACAGAUCAUAAAAAUAACGGCAUUCCGUGCAUUGUGGCAUUGCCGUCAAAGCGUGCUUCUGUAGGAAAACUGCAUGUCGUACAUCCACGAAGAUUACAAAUAUAGCAAUGUUAACUCCCUGUAAUUAAUUUUAAGCGAGAGGGUCGUCACUUGUGCACGCGCGGGAAAUGAGUUCCAAGCAACGAUAACACAUGUUAAAACGCAAAGGCUCAUGGAUAGACGCUUGUUUGUAAAUAAUGACACGAUACGACCAUCUGGCGCAUGCGCAGGUAACGACUCCCCCGCUUUAAAGCAUCACGGUCGUCGCAACGCGUCGUGUUCGACAAGAGUCCACAAGAAGUAAACAACGCUUAUAAAAUAACAUUGUUUCACACAAAAA